AUGAGUUUAACUCAAGGAGGUUCCAAUAAUGCUUCAAAUUCAGAUCCACAGCAAGCUAGAUUGGAGGAAUUAAUGCAGCAAAUUCUUCAGCAACAACAAAAUCAAGAAAGGCAGAUUGGGCAAUUGGCUUCUAGCAUUAAUCAAAUUCAAGCUCAGGGAUCGAGUCAAUUGCCAUCUCAAACAAUUCCGAAUCCUAAAGGGAACGUUAGUGCAUUAACUUUAAGGAGUGGGAGAAAAAUUUCAGAAUCUUCAAGAGGAAGAGCUGCUGCUGAAAAUUUUUCAGAAAUCCAGCCAUCCAGUUUCAGCAAUGAAGAACUUCCAGAAGUGCAGAAUGUGCCAGUUUCAAGUUCUAAUCCAAUUCACAUUGAUCCAUACGGUUUGGAACAUUCACAAGGAGGUGGAAAUCUGAUGCCAGAUUUUUCCAGCAACUCUUGUCCAGCUGAACAUUUUCCAGCAGCAACUCCAGAAAGCAGCAAAUCUGGAAAUGCAGGAUUUCAGAAUUCAGAGCAGAGCAUUCCAUUGCCUUUCCCUCAACGCAAAGUUCAACCAAGGAAGAAUGUAGAGGAGGAAAAAGCAAAGGAAUUCCAAGAGCUUGUGGAUGUAUUCAGCAAGGUGGAAGUAAAUGUUCCGUUACUCACAAUGAUCAAGCAAAUUCCAAAAUAUGCAAAAUUUUUGAAGGAUCUUUGUGUGCACAAGAAGAAAUUGAAGGGGAAUGAGUUAAUUAGCAUGGGAAAGAAUGUGUCUGCACUUCUUCAAACAGUUCCUCAGAAAUGCGAAGAUCCUGGAGUUUUUACGGUUCCUUGUGAGAUUGGGAGUAAUCUAUUUAAAGAUGCCAUGCUGGAUUUGGGAGCUUCAAUUAAUGUGAUGCCAAAAUCAGUUUUUCAAACUUUAGGCAUUGGACCAUUACAACCUACAGGAGUAGUCAUUCAGUUAGCUGACCGCAGUCAGACUCACCCAGCUGGAGUUAUUGAAGAUGUAUUGGUGAAAGUGAGAGAACUUAUCUUUCCUGCAGACUUUUAUAUCCUUGACAUGGAGGGAGACUAUCUGGCCAAUAGAUCUCCACUCAUUCUAGGACGACCAUUUUUGAAGACUGCAAGGACCAAGAUUGAUGUUCAUGCGGGCACACUUUCUAUGGAGAUAGGAGACACAGUGGUCCAAUUCAGUAUUUUUGACGCUAUGAAACAUCCUAGAGAGGAUCAUUCAAUUCUUAGUUUGGAUAUUUCAGAGGAGCUGGAUAUUGGAGAUUUCUUUUCAGUGAUUGAUUCAGAUUCAGAAGUUGCAGAGGGUGGUAUAGGUGAUUUUUUGUUUUCAGAAGAGGAGGAUAUUUCAGCCUUGGGUGUGGAUGAUGAGUCUUGUGGAGUAUAUCCGAGUGAGAGAAAUAAUUUAUGCGCAGGGGAUUGCUUAGGAGAAGCUCUAUCCCUAGGAUCGCCCAGAGAAGAGAAAUUAUGCGUAGGGGAUUGCUUAGGAGAAGCAUUACCCCUAGGAUCGCUUUCAGUUGACCAGACACAAGAUGAGUUGAAGCCAUUGCCGCCACACUUGAAGUAUGCUUAUUUAGGAGAGAACCAGCAGCUACCUGUCAUCAUUGCUCAGAAUCUAGAACCAGAACAAGAAAGCAGAUUAUUAGAGAUUUUGAGGCAGCACAAGAAGGCCAUUGGAUGGACUUUAGCAGAUAUUCCUGGUAUCAGUCCUUCUAUUUGCAUGCACAGGAUUUAUUUGGAGGAGGAUGUGAAAUCAGUGAGACAGCCCCAGAGGAGACUUAACCCACUGAUCCUUGAUGUAGUAAAGAAAGAGGUGACUAGACUUCUACAGGCAGGUAUCAUUUACCCUAUUUCUGACAGUAAGUGGGUAAGUCCCAUCCAUGUGGUUCCAAAGAAAUCAGGGGUGACAGUUGUGACUAAUGAAGAGAAUGAGUUAGUGCCCACCAGAGUGAAAAAUUCUUGGAGAGUUUGUGUGGAUUAUAGGAAGUUGAACCAAGCAAGUAGAAAGGACCACUACCCCCUACCUUUUAUUGACCAGAUGUUGGAAAGACUAGCGGGGAAAUCGCAUUAUUGCUUCCUAGAUGGAUACACUGGAUAUUUUCAGAUUUGCAUCAAUCCAGAGGAUCAGGAGAAGACCACCUUCACUUGCCCUUUCGGUACAUUUGCCUACAGACGGAUGCCAUUUGGAUUAUGCAACGCUCCAGGAACUUUUCAGCGAUGCAUGGUAAGUAUUUUUGGUGAUUUAUUAGAGCACUGCAUGGAGGUUUUCAUGGAUGAUUUUUCUGUAUAUGGUUCAUCAUUUGAUGCAUGUCUAGAAAAUUUGUCUAGGGUUUUAGAUAGAUGCAUUGAGACUGACUUGGUACUUAAUUUUGAAAAAUGUCAUUUUAUGGUUGAGCAUGGUAUUGUUUUAGGACACAUAGUCUCUAAGAGAGGUAUUGAGGUAGAUCCUGCUAAAGUUAGCGCUAUAUCUUCUUUAUCUUACCCCGCAUGCGUGCGGGAUGUUCGAGCUUUUCUUGGCCAUGCAGGAUUCUACAGGAGAUUUAUUAGGGACUUCAGUAAGAUUGCUCUUCCACUGUCUCAGUUGCUUCAAAAAGAUGUGGAGUUUCAGUUUGAUCAGAGGUGUAAGGAAGCUUUUCAGAGAUUGAAGGAGGCUUUAAUUUCUGUACCUAUCAUUAGACCACCAGAUUGGGCUUUACCCUUUGAGUUGAUGUGUGAUGCUUCGAAUUUUGCCAUUGGGGCGGUACUUGCACAGAGAGUAGAGAGAGCACCACAUGUGAUCUGUUAUGCAUCGAAGACCUUAGAUUCGGCUCAAGCAAAUUACACCACGACAGAAAAAGAGCUUCUUUCCAUUGUUUUUGCUUUAGAUAAAUUUCGAUCAUAUUUACUUUGUUCUCACGUGGUUGUAUUUUCUGAUCAUGCAGCAUUGAAGUUUCUCCUCAAGAAGCCAGAUGCUAAGCCCAGAUUGAUUAGAUGGAUGCUUCUCCUCCAGGAGUUUGAUUUGGAGAUUCGUGAUAGGAGUGGGAAGGAGAACUUGGUUGCAGAUCAUUUGAGCAGAAUUGAAGGGGAUUUGGACCAUACGGCUAUUGAUGAUGACUUUAGAGAUGAGCAACUCUUCAGGGUGCAUGGAAUAGGCUCAUUGGACUACAAGAAUUUGGAUUGGGCCCGAUCCAUUAAAUGGAGCUUUCCUCUUGAGCUAACCCAUGUCAAACCUUAUCAUCAAAUCCCUAAUUUUCCUCCUAAACUAAGCCCUAAACCAAAUGCAAAUCCCGGUUCAAACCUUGGUAUAAAACCCAAAAAGAAUCGCGGAUGAACAGUGGCUGCGUCUACUGUUCAUCGUGCCAACGGCGAUUUCCUCUCCGUGAGCGCGCGCGCAAGCCCCCGAUUCCAGUGAUAAUCUCAUCUUGAGUUCCAGAUCCAUAGAGGAAGAUGCAAGGAAGCUGCUGAUCUAUUUCCUGAAGCUGGAGGCUUGCCAAAGAGGUCUCGACGGCAAGCUUUGCUGCGAUUCAAAUCUUCAUUUCCGCCCCUGUUCGAACGGUGUUGACAGCAGGAGAUCAUCAGCCAUCAUCGGGAAGAGUUAGAGAGGUCUCUCUAGUGUUUACCGACUUGAUUCCAGCCGCAAUCAUCGAUCCAUCAGCAAGCAACAGCUGCUCACAGAUUUGAAUCACAGAUCCAGAUUUCAACAAUUUCGCACAGAUCUGAACUUGUGUUCUUCCAGAGAGGUUUCUUUGGCUAGGAUCAGCGGGUUUUGGAUCUGAACUCGGAUCAGCUACGUUCCCUUUUCUGCUUUUCUGGAUUUCGCAUUUGAGGUUUCAAGUGAGGACUCUUGUGUGACGACAAGAGUUGUGAUUCAAGAAUUGGUUGUGAUUGGAAUUGGUUUAGUUUUAAUCCUGCAUUUCAUUACUGUUCUUAGCUACAUCUAGAUUUCGUUGAUAGCACAGUUUAUUGCAUAGAUUAGUUUCUUUCCAGAAUUUUGCUUUCGAUCCCUGUUCUGUAAUGCAGAAAUACCAUCAAGUUUCUGAUAGUGUAAUCAGUUUUCAAUCUUUGAA
Molecule: messenger RNA, 4024 nt
Organism: Zingiber officinale
Lineage: Eukaryota; Viridiplantae; Streptophyta; Magnoliopsida; Zingiberales; Zingiberaceae
Exons: 2
Coding region: 1-3288 (1095 amino acids)
Source: RefSeq, a predicted model, not a curated record